AUGGAGUUAGAGAAUUUAAAUAAAGGUGUUCAGUUAACUUUUGAAAAUAUAACUUACAAAGUAGAAAAUAAAAAAUAUAAAAAACAAUUAAAAAAACAAGCAAGUUUAGAAAAAAAGAAUUUAGAAAAUGUAACAAACCCAUCAAUCAUUGAAAAGGUUGAGAAAGAAUUAACAAUUUUAAACAAUGUUAGUGGAGUUAUUGAAAAAGGUGAACUAUGUGCAUUAAUGGGGCCUUCAGGUAGUGGUAAAUCAACUCUAUUGGACAUUUUGGCUGAGCGUAAAUCAACUGGAAAAAUUACAGGUAAACUAUUAAUUAAUGGAAAAGAAAUUGGUGCUGCAUAUAAAAAAUAUUGUUCAUAUGUAACACAGGAGGACAUUUUAUUACAAACUUCAACAGUUUACGAAAUUAUAAAGUUUUAUGCUGAUCUAAGAUUACCAUGUGCUUCAGAACAAGAAAAGGUUAAAAGAGUAGAACAAGUUAUUGAUGAAGUAGGUCUUUCGCAUAGAAGAGAUUCUAAAGUAGGUGGGGUUUUACCAGGUGGUAUAGUUAUUAAAGGGCUUUCAGGUGGCGAAAAGCGUAGGGUUUCUAUUGGAUGUGGUUUGGUUACCAAUCCAUCUUUAAUUUUUUUAGAUGAACCCACAAGCGGUCUUGACUCUGUAACGGCUUUAUCAAUUAUGAAAACCCUACAGGAUCUCACAAAGAAUAAAGGAUGUACCGUUGUUGUUGCAAUUCACCAACCUCGUUCAGAAAUAUUUGAAUUGUUUAAUAGAGUUAUGGUUAUCCUUAAAGGCAAAAUGAUAUAUAAUGGGAAUAAAAUUAUUGAAUAUUUCGAUCAAAUUGGUUACAAGUGUCCAAAUAAUGUAAAUCCAGCGGAUUUUAGUUUAGAUGUAUCUGUUGAAAUAGGAGAAAGUGAUAAAUAUGAAGAAAUAUGCACUCAAUGGCAACAUACUUGGGAAAAUCAAUUGAUGAACGAGAUUAUGCAACCACCCGUAGACAUAGAGAAACCCAAAGCAACUCCUUUUAUCUAUCAAUACUUUAUACUUUUAAAACGUGCCUGGAUGGAUAUAUUAAGAAAUCAAGGAAAUUUUAUUUCAAGAGUUGGUACUGCUAUUUUAACUGGUUUGUUAUUUGGUGCAUGCUUUGCAAAUUUAAAAGAAAACAACAAAGAUGCUCAAAAAAUAGUUGGUGUAAUAUUUUUCCUAAUCACUGGUCUAUGUCUAACACCUUAUGCUGCUAUUUCACUCUUUCUUAGUCAACGUUCUUUAUUUAAUGCUGAAAGGGCUUCAAAAAUAUAUCAUUCAUUCCCAUACUAUUUAGCAACGGUUACAGUCGAAGCAUUUGUAGUAUUCUUUGUCGCAAUUAUAAAUGCCGCUAUUUGUUACCUUCUCGCCCGUCUUCGUUGGGAAGCAUCCUAUUUCUUUUAUGCAAUGAUGGUAUAUUACUUUGUUCAGCUAUUUUCCGAUUUCCUAAUCUGUACCUUAGCCAAUAUCACUGGUGCAAGUGAUAUUACUUUUGCCUAUGGUUCCGGUUUUUGUGCUAUAUUUAUGCUAUUUUGUGGAUUUUUCGUACCUGUUCAAGAAUUACCAUCAGCAUUUGGUUGGCUCCAUUAUAUAAACCCUCUAUUUUAUUCUUUUAUUUCAUUAAUGCAUGUUCAAUUUGAAGAUUUAGACUUGGCAUGUGUAGAAGAAACAGUUGGAAAUAUUACAAUACCAUGUCAAUUUAAUAAUGGUAAUCAAAUUUUAGAAUACUAUGGAAUCGAUAGUUGGUCAAGAGAUUUUGGUUUUGGUAUUGUUGUUUUGUGGACUGCUUUCUUUUUUACAACCUCAUAUUUAGCUCUUCAUUAUUUAAAUAGAGAAAAAAGAUAA
Messenger RNA from Dictyostelium purpureum, 1866 nucleotides. RefSeq lists its product as uncharacterized. NCBI's taxonomy places the organism in Eukaryota, Evosea, Eumycetozoa, Dictyosteliales, Dictyosteliaceae. The coding region runs from base 1 to 1866 and encodes 621 amino acids. The record is from RefSeq and is a predicted model, not a curated record. Gene Ontology annotation, cellular component: membrane. The transcript is spliced from 4 exons. Gene Ontology annotation, molecular function: ABC-type transporter activity; ATP binding; ATP hydrolysis activity.